Molecule: messenger RNA, 7024 nt
Organism: Nilaparvata lugens (brown planthopper)
Lineage: Eukaryota; Metazoa; Arthropoda; Insecta; Hemiptera; Delphacidae
Product: ubiquitin carboxyl-terminal hydrolase 10-B
Exons: 15
Coding region: 91-3204 (1037 amino acids)
Biological process (GO): regulation of autophagy; protein deubiquitination; DNA damage response, signal transduction by p53 class mediator
Cellular component (GO): cytosol; nucleus
Molecular function (GO): cysteine-type deubiquitinase activity; cysteine-type endopeptidase activity
Source: RefSeq, a predicted model, not a curated record
GGAAGUUCUGAUUCUGCUCUGCAGUCUUCUAUGGGGGAAAACAUGUCUACUUCUGUUCAAGUUAUGGGUUUUCUUCAAUAAAUUUUGACGAUGGAUACAAUUGUAGAGGACUAUGAGUUCCUCGACCUGUCGGAUGCGAGCGACGUGGAGCGGUCGCGCAUCAAACGCAUCCUGGUGCGGCCAGCCGCCUCCAACCGCCCCUUUCAGGUGCCUUGGGCGCCGCCCCAUGCUUCUGCACUCGACCCUCUGCCGCCCCCACCCGCCCCUGCUGCGGUUCCGCCGCCCCCCACAUAUCAUGCCGUGCAAAUGAACGGAGGCGCCACUUUAGCAGUGGAUGAGGCAGCAGCCGUGUAUCAACCGCCCCCAGCUGCCGUGUUGCCGCCCCCAGUGAGGCCUGUGGUGCAGCUCAACCCUCAGGCGGGGGUGUUUGUCAACACUCAGCCUUUCCCGCCACCGCCCCCUGCACAGUAUGCUGCCUAUCCGCAAACGCCGCCCGGUCGUCGGCCGAAGAAGGGGCGUGACAACAGCGGCGAGGGGGGCGGGGCCAGUGGAGGUGGCAUGAUGCCCCAUGUCAUCUGGAACCCGCCGCACACCCCUUUCUACCCACAGGCGCCCAUCAUUUGCGGCCCCUUUUCGCCCGCCGCCGCCUAUGUCACGUCUCCUGUCAUCGAUGAUCAGGACCUGAAAGAACAAGUGCCUUACAAUCAUCACCAUCAUAAUCCGCAUCAUCACCAUAAUCCUCAUCACUAUCAUCAGGAGCAGCAUAUCCAUCAUCAACAUCAUCACCAUCAUCAUCAUCAACCAAGACACGCCCCGAUACCAGCCCAACACAUGCCCGUUCCUGCUCCUGUCACAAUAACUGCUCCAGUUACUAUACCGGUUGCUCCCAUGAUACCUCCGCAAAUGCCGCAAAUGGCCAAGUUCACUAACGGUAAUCAGGUGGUGACCGGUGGUAAUCAGUUGGUGACCGGUAGCUAUCAGGUGGUGCCCGAUGGUAACCAGGUGGUGACCGGUGGUAAUCAGGUGGUGACCGGUGGUAAUCAGGUGGUUACUGGUGGUAAUCAGGUGGUUACUGGUGGCAAUCAGGUGGUUACCAGUGGUAAUCAGGUGGUGAAUAGCGGAGGCCAACCGAAACCAUUAUUAGUGAUCCCCAGUAACCGGAUGGUUGAGAAGAAACCGGUCGUUACUCCUGCUCCACCGUCAACUGCUGUUAAAGUCAAGAGUGUUUCCACAGUGACAGUCAAGGAUGAGAAGACAGCCGCAGUGAACAGUAUCCCAGCUGCAGCGUCGGCAAAUGUGGAACAGCCAAUCAGCGGCCGGCAGGAGACUAGGAAUGAACCAAAAUCUACCACUCAGCAAAAUAAUGUUGCUGCUUCGACUGCUACUAAACCGGUUGAGGUACCGCCAACACAGCCAGUGACUGUUCCUCCAGCAGUAACAGUUCCUUCACCUCAAGUAACUGCUCCUCCGGCAGUAACAGCUGCCCCACCUCAAGUAACAGCUCCUCCGGCAGAAACAGCUUCACCUCAAGUAACUGCUCCUACAACUCAAGUAACUGCUCCUCAACCUCAAGUAACUGCUCCUCAACCUCAAGCAACUGCUCCUCAGCCUCAAGUAACUGCUCCACAGCCUCAAGUAACUGCUCCUCCGGCAGUAACCGCUCCAGCUGCUCCCACGUUCGCAUCACUAUUCAGUAACUCUUCGUCGAGUCGAGCUCGCUACAGUGCUCCAGCCGGCUUGGCGAGUGGCGGCAAGGGGGGCGUGGCCAGUGUGAAUGCGGCCUCACCACAGCAGCAGCAGCAGCCCAAGGCGCACAGUGUGGCAACGUCGCCUCACAUGACGUCAUCGCCAGUCGUGUCACCGCUGGUCGGCGAUCCUGGACUGUUGAGGUUGGCUGAGUACCUGUCGACAUACAAGCUGAACCACCGAGCGGCGCUGCUGCGUCCGCGGGGUUUGACCAAUCGCAGCAAUUACUGCUACAUCAAUGCCACCCUGCAGGCGCUGCUCGCAUGUCCGCCCCUCUACAACCUGCUGCGACAUCUUCCGCUGCCUCCCCGCAAGUCCCAUGCCAAGUCAAAGUCCAGCACGCCCAUCAUCGAUAGCAUGGUACAGUUUGUGAGCGAAUUCGACGAGAUGACAGCCGCUCCGUCGCUGUUGAAGAGUCGCCGCGAGAAGCAGCAGGCGGCACGUGACGACAAGCAGGCGGUUGAGAGUGUGGCAGUAGACGGCGCAUUCGAGCCGACCUACAUGUAUCGCAUGAUGCACUCGGUCAUACGCAACGAGUCUGCCUUCCCGGUCGAGGGCCGACAGGAGGAUGCCGAAGAGUUCCUGUCCUGUCUGCUCAAUGGCUUGAAUGAUGAGAUGGUCGAGCUGCUGCGACUGACUGAUAACAAUUUGAGCAACGGAGAAUUGAUAGCCACAAACGGAGACAACUACCCUGACCAGGACAGUGACAGCGAAUGGAAGGAGAUAUCGAAGAAGAAGCCGACGAUCACACGUCGCACGCGGCUGGUGAGUACGCCUCUGUCACAGAUCUUCCAAGGCCAGGUGAGGUCACGGGUGGUCAGGCAGGGUGCCAGUGAGACCGACAGCAUACAGCCGUUCUUCACGCUACCCCUCGACAUUGAGAAAGCUUCAUCGGUGAAGGAGGCGCUGGAGAAUAUUCCGGCGAAAAACAUGUUGGAAGGCUUCACAUGUCCGAAGACGAAUCGCACCAUUGAGGCCUAUCAACAGCUCUACCUGGAGGAGCUGCCCCUAGUCCUGUUGCUGCAUCUCAAGUGCUUCGACUACAGACUGCAUACCUGCUCCAAAAUCAUCAAGAACGUCGAGUUUACAAUCGAAUUGAAGAUUGAUGCCAAAUUGAUGGCCGGCUCUGGGAAAAAGAAUAACAAUAACAACACAACCAAUCAUAAUAGGAGUGCUUCGAAUAGCAUCAAGGAAAGGGAAUAUAAAUUGUUUGCUGUUGUGUAUCACGACGGCAAGGAGGCGACAAAGGGCCACUAUGUGACAGACGUGUACCACGUGGGCUACGGCACGUGGCUGCGCUACGACGACGCGAAUGUGCGCCCAGUGAGUCCGGCGCAAGUGUUGGCACCACGCGCGCCUAGGGUGCCCUAUCUGCUCUACUACCGCAGGAAAGACACAAUAGCCAGUGCCACGCCACACGCUAAUCACAAGCCUCAGAAGACUGCCGCUGAGUCAUAGUAUUGUGUUCAAGGAUAUUGACAUUCUUAUAGUGAGUGAAUUGAGGAAACUGUAGAAAUAAAUCAUACUAUCCUAUACAUAGUUGAAACCAUGUACAUUUCUAGAACUUUUGUUUUUACAUAUUCCUAUAUAUUAUAUUGUUUUCGCAUUGUUUAUAUUGUACGUAUUUUGAACAAUAAUCAAGUAACGGUCAUUUUAGAAUUGUUGACAUUUUCUUGUCUCCUAGAAACUUUAUUUUUUAAUAGUGGGGACUCAGAAUGUCCUGUCAAUUUGUCAGGUAUUGUCUAGAAUUUUUCGAAUUGAUGGUGCCAGAAUAUAAUGGUUUUGAAAUGACUUGCAAUAAGGUUAUUCUAUUGACCGGGAUUUGGUAGUUUUUCAUAAUACUAAUCGAAUUGACUAAGUCAGACUAGUCAAAUAUAAAGAGAUGUACAGUAGAAGUGUGAGGAUAAUGUAAAUUAUUAUUCAAUAUUAAAGUAUUAUAGUGUAAAUAUAAAUUAUUUGUUGAAAUACUCUGUACAAAAGACAGAACCUAUAUAAACAUACUUUUAAUUUGAAUUUCUGGGUUAAUACUAGAAAAUUCCUGGGUUUACUACUACUAAUUUAUUAUUAUUCGUAAACCAUUUAAUUCGCAUUUUUAUUUAAAGAACUGUUUAAACUAUUUUGCAUAUGAAUAUUUAAUCCACAUUUUUAUUUGAAUAAACGUUUAAACAAUUUUGUAGUCAUAUGGAAACUAUUAUAAUAAAAUAGGAGUUUUUAAAUUUCAUAUUGAUCAUUAUUUUUUUGUUGGAAAUUAACAUGCCAGAGGCCUUGAAAUUAGACGUUGAAUGUAAAUUAUUUGAGUGUAGAAAAUUGUUUCAAAAAGUUUUUGUACUUAAAUCGGGAUGAACCCGGCCAAAUUGUAAAAGUUGCUGUUGAAUUUUCUCAAGAGAAAACUUGUAAAGAUUUAUCCAUGCGUAUAAUUAUUUAUUAUCAUGAUGAUUUAUUGUAAUAUAUAAUUAAUUAUUCCCACUGUUGAAUAAUUAUGUAUGAUUGAGAAAUUUGUAAAUAAAUUGGAAGAUUGAUUGUAAUCUGGAUGAUCUAAUUUGGAUAACCAUUUACAGAUAUUAGAAAACUUUAAAUGUCUAACAUUUUAUUACAUUAUCAAUUUUUAUCGAUUGUAAAGGAAAUAAAUGUUUUCAUUUUUAAAUUUCUUCUAUUUCUGUGUUUAUGCUCUACAGAAACAUUUCUAUACGGGGAGUUAAUUAAUGCUACCUAAUAAAUUUAAUUGUUGAAUGAGAAACUGAAUUGAUUCAGGAGAAAUAUAAUUUCCAAUCUUAUCAUGCGUAUCUUCAUUCAAAUUUGUUAGGUUAACUCUAUUUCAUUUAAUAUUCGACAGUGUCUAUUAGCAUAUUGCAAUCGUACAUAAAUUUGCUUGGCAUUUUUUUAAACAACCUUGUAUGAAUGUUUUGUGUUAUUAGCUUUUUUUGUUCAUUUUAUGUUGAAUUUUGUUCACUUAUCCUUGUGUUGUUGUAAGAUUGAUUGACCUUUCAUUUGUAAAUUUAUUAUAAUAUUAUCAACAUGUUUAUGGUUAAGAAAGUAUGAUUAAGAAUAAUUUGAAAUCAACAGUAAACAAAUCGCUAAAUAUAUUGAAUAAUCUAUUGUAUGCUAUCAUCAAGCUAUAUGAAAAUUGAUGUAUGAUAAAAAUGAAGUUAAUGAAACUCAAAAAUAAAGUUUCUAAUUUUAAUAAAAAAAUGAAGAAAACGAAAAUAAUUUUCUUAUCUAUGAUUUUGAUUCUAAUUUGUAUUCAUUUUAUGAUAUAAAUCCAAUUGACAUAUUCUUAUUAGUUAACUUCUGUCUGCAGAUUCAAGUGGAAUAUUACAAUAUUUCAAGCCCAAGGUCCUUGAUUUUAUUAUAAAAAGAAAAUAUUAUCCCUCUAUAACCUCUAGUAAUAAUUGCUGACAAUAAUGUGAGCAGACUGUAGUAAAAUAGUGAUAUUAUUUCUGAAAUUCUUUGUAAUUUCGAGAAAUUAUUUCUGAGUUAAUUAGUUCAGUGCAUCCAAAUCUAUAACUUUGAAAGACUAUUUGAAAACGUUACAUUAAAAACUUAGCAUUAGGCGUUUUUUUCAACGCUAAAAUUGAAUCUUGUUGAAAAGGAAUAUUUUUCUUGUUUGAGCAGAGUUGAAAUUCAUCCAUAUCUUGAGUUUUGGCAUUUAUACUCUCCAUAAAUCUGUCGAAUAAUACGGAAAAACCUGUCAUGAGAUUAUUUUAUUAUUGUAACCAAGGUUAAGUCUACUUUUUUAAGAUGGUUAAUGAUAUUAAUAUUUUUAAUAUUGUAUUUAAAUAUUGUACCUUGAAGAAUAAUAAUUUAUUGUGAAAUGAUUUCAGUCAAAAACUGUGUCCUCCACUUAAUUUAGAUACAGUAACGAUUCAAACUUCCUACAAUCUUGUUUGGUUUGAUCUCUUUUUAGAACAUUAUAUUAUAAAUACAUAUAAAUAGAAAUACAAAUCUCAGUAGAGAGAUUCGUAUUUCUAUUUAUAUUACAAGUAGCCCUAAAUAGAAAAAAGAUAUAAAUACAUAAUAAUAUGGUAUCGAAAUUAGGGAAUGGAAUAGUCAGGGCUAUAAGCCUGGUUUUCGGUUUCCAAUAAUUUUAUGAUCAAGUUGUUUUAUCAUUGAUGUUGAAUAAAAAUAAUGCAAUUAAUUAGAAGAAUACAAGCAGAGCUUAGAACUUCAUUAAGAAUCUAAAUAUGAAGCUAGACAUGUUAUUCUGUUGAAAACUGUUUGAAAUGAACAUUUUCAUCAAAAACUGACUGUUGAAAUUUUAAUACUGUCAAGAACAUGGAAAUAUUAAGUAAUUUUAUUUGAAAAAUGAUCUAAAUUUUUAGUUUCUCCGUUAGGUACUGUCCAAAAGUGUUGAGUUUUUUCAUCUAAAAUAAAAUAGAAUUUGAAAAUAUUAGUUGAAUAGUGAUGAAGUGCUCUUAGUACUAUACUCCUGCCUAAGAUGCGGAUUAUGAAAUUUGAAAAACAUUGUAAAUAUACUUUCUAGUUUGUAAAUGUUUUGAUGAAUAAUGUACAUUUUGUCUGUGAUUAUUUCUGUUCUUCUGCCUUUGUGCUGCUAGUCUCUGUUAAAACAAUAUCAUUGAUCUAACAAACAUUUUCUGUAAAUCGAUAUUAAUUUUCACAUUUUUUAGCCUGGAAAGAACUGUUUUUUACUUCUAUAGCUUCAUACUUGCCCAUCGAUUUUUUUUUAAUAGGUGUUAAUUAUUAAUCCAUAAUUAUCAAUUUGUAUGUAUAUUUCCUUACUGUUUAGUUUUCGAUUUAAGUUUGGUUGGUGAUGAAUAAAUAAAAAUGAACACAGUGUGCGUAUUAUUGAUUUUUGUGGUAGGUAAUUAAGAUUUUAAAUUGAAAAUAAAUAACUAAAUACUGUUGAAAUUAGAAAAAUACUGUUGUAUAUUAGUGUUGAAUUAUAGUUAGCACACAUUUGAAUAAUAAAUAUUAUAUUUUUCUGUCGUUCUUAAUCAAUGUAUUGUCAUCUGUAUAAAAAAAUAGUAAUUGGUUUUGAAUAACAAUUGAAUUGCUGGCUUCUCAAAUAUAUCAUCAAUUAUUAUCUUAUCAUUAGUAUUAAUGAUUGGCUACAAAUAAAUCUUAAAACAAAUUUGUCCAUUUUCAAGAGGUUAAAACUCAAUCACUUUUUUUUUGAAAUAAUUUUUCAACAGGCUGUUGGACUAUUGGAGCUGACGAUAGCUAAGACUGAAACCAGCCCUUUGAUUAUUAAUGAAAAAGCAUCUUAAGCCUCUCUGUUUUGAUUAAUUAUUGAUGAUAAUAAAAUGAAGAUAAUUUUAUA